Messenger RNA from Thlaspi arvense, 228 nucleotides. Lineage: Eukaryota; Viridiplantae; Streptophyta; Magnoliopsida; Brassicales; Brassicaceae. The record is from the annotation of a GenBank genome assembly.
AUGUUGAGGGAUUUUCAAAAUCCAGCGAAACCAGGUGUGGCUAUGCCGGUCGUUGGUGGGGAAGAUAGAUACAGAUCGAUGUCGCUUCUUGAAACAAGUUGUAAUACUUGUGUUUACUCUGGUGGCUCUCUAAGUCUCGACAAGAUCGAGCCGUUGUUGCUGAAUCAAAACACUGUUGAUUGCACCGGAGAAUCGAGCAGUGGUGUUGGAAUCUUUUGCAGAAAAUAU